CGCGCGGCCCGCCUCUCGGCCGGGAAGAUGGUGGCGAGCGUGCGGGUGCAGAAGCUGGUGCGGCGCUACAAGCUGGCGAUCGCCACGGCGCUGGCCAUACUGCUGUUGCAGGGCCUGGUGGUGUGGAGCUUCAGCGGCUUGGAAGAGGACGAGCCGGGCGAGAAAGGAAGACAGAAGAAGCCACGGCCGCUGGACCCUCGCGAGGGUUCCAAAGACACAGACAGCUCGGCAGGGCGGCGGGGCAGUGCAGGCCGAAGGCAUGGGCGCUGGCGGGGCCGCGCGGAGAGCCCAGGUGUGCCAGUGGCCAAGGUGGUGCGGGUGGUAACGAGCCGGCACAGAGCCAGCCGGCGGGUCCCCUCUGGCCCACCUCCGGAGGCCCCAGGCCGACAGAACUUGAGUGGAGCAGCUGCUGGAGAGGUGCUAGUGGGGGCAGCCGGCUUCCCACUACAUGGAGACACGGGGAGCGUGGAGGGAGCCCCCCAGCCCACGGACAACGGCUUCACCCCCAAAUGCGAGAUCAUGGGCAAGGACGCGCUGUCUGCACUGGCCCGGGCCAGCACCAAGCAGUGCCAGCAGGAGAUCGCCAACGUGGUGUGCCUGCACCAGGCUGGGAGCCUCAUGCCCAGGGCAGUGCCCCGGCACUGCCAGCUGGCUGGGAAGAUGAGCCUGGGCAUCCAGUGGGACGAGAUGCGGGCCCAGCAGCCUAUGGCUGGCCCCCCGGUACGGAUCGCCUACAUGCUGGUGGUUCACGGCCGCGCCGUCCGCCAGCUGAAGCGGCUCCUCAAGGCAGUGUACCACGAGCAGCACUUCUUUUAUAUCCAUGUGGACAAGCGCUCCAAUUACCUGCACCGCGAGGUGGUAGAGCUGGCCCGGCAGUAUGACAACAUGCGGGUGACACCCUGGCGCAUGGUCACCAUCUGGGGCGGGGCCAGCCUGCUUCGGAUGUACCUGCGGAGCAUGCGGGACCUGCUGGAGGUGCCUGGCUGGGCCUGGGACUUCUUCAUCAACCUCAGUGCCACCGACUACCCCACCAGGACCAAUGAGGAGCUGGUAACUUUCCUGUCUAAGAACCGGGACAAGAAUUUCCUCAAGUCUCAUGGCCGGGACAACUCUAGGUUCAUCAAGAAACAGGGCCUGGACCGGCUUUUCCAUGAGUGUGACUCCCAUAUGUGGCGCCUGGGUGAGCGGCAGAUCCCAGCAGGCAUUGUGGUGGAUGGUGGCUCUGACUGGUUCGUGCUGACCCGCAGCUUCGUGGAGUACGUGGUGUACACGGAUGACCCGCUUGUGGCCCAGCUACGCCAGUUCUACACAUACACACUGCUCCCAGCUGAGUCCUUCUUCCACACGGUGCUGGAGAACAGCCCGGCCUGCGAGAGUCUCGUGGACAACAAUCUGCGGGUCACCAACUGGAACCGCAAGCUGGGGUGCAAGUGCCAGUACAAGCACAUCGUGGACUGGUGCGGCUGCUCCCCCAAUGACUUCAAGCCCUCUGACUUCCUGAGGCUGCAGCAAGUGUCCAGACCCACCUUCUUCGCUCGGAAGUUUGAGUCUACCGUAAACCAGGAGGUACUGGAAAUCCUGGACUUCCACCUGUAUGGCAGCUACCCCCCAGGCACUCCGGCCCUCAAGGCCUACUGGGAGAACACCUACGAUGCGGCUGAUGGCCCCAGUGGGCUCAGUGAUGUCAUGCUCACUGCCUACACCGCCUUUGCCCGCCUUGGCCUGCACCAGGCUGCCACUGCUGCACUGCCAUUGGCCACCCCACUCUGCAGGUUUGAGCCCAGGGGCUUGCCGUCCAGCGUGCACCUGUAUUUCUAUGACGACCAUUUCCAGGGCUACCUGGUGACGCAGGCGGCGCAGCCCUCAGCCCAAGGGCCAGCAGAGACGCUCGAGAUGUGGCUGAUGCCCCAGGGGUCACUGAAGUUGUUGGGACGCAGUGACCAGGCCACCCGGCUCCAGAGUUUAGAGAUUGGCACCGAGUGGGAUCCCAAAGAGCGUCUUUUCCGGAACUUUGGGGGGUUGCUGGGGCCUCUGGAUGAGCCUGUAGCCAUCCAGCGCUGGGCCCGGGGCCCCAACCUCACAGCCACCGUGGUCUGGAUUGACCCAACCUAUGUGGUGGCCACGUCUUAUGACAUCACUGUAGACGCGGAGACCGAGGUCACGCAGUACAAGCCCCCGCUGAGCCGGCCCCUGCGGCCUGGGGCCUGGACUGUUCGACUGCUUCAGUUCUGGGAGCCUCUGGGUGAGACCCACUUUCUUGUGCUGCCCUUGACCUUCAACCGCAAACUACCUCUCAGGAAAGAUGAUGCCAGCUGGCUGCAUGCGGGGCCGCCCCACAAUGAGUACAUGGAGCAGAGUUUCCAGGGCCUGAGUGGCCUCCUGAACCUGCCUCAGCCAGAGCCCAUGGAAGAGGCUGCCCGACAGCACACAGCGCUCACGGGCCCCACCCUGGAGGCCUGGACCGAUGGCGAACUGAGCACCUUCUGGUCUGUGGCUGGGCUGUGUGCAGUGGGCCCCUCUGCCUGCCCCUCCCUGGAGCCCUGUAGACUGACCAGCUGGAGCUCUCUGUCCCCCGACCCCAAAUCGGAGCUGGGGCCCGUCAAAGCUGAUGGGCGACUCAGGUAGCAGGGCCCCAGCCAGUGUCCCCGAGGACCCGGGGAAUUGCACCUUAUAGACGAUGGAGGGAUGUCCUCUGCAACAGACAAGAACCAGGGCGCCCAGGCAGCACACUCAUUCCAGCCAUCGAGAACCCGCAGUAGUCAGCAGAGAAUGUGGACGUAGUAUUUACUGCUGCUGAUGGCUCUGCUAGGGAUUGCAGAAGGGCUCCAGCAUUUCACAACUGGCUCUUCCUCACCUUCCCCUCUAGUUUGUAUUUUUUUAUUUAAAAAGAAAAAUGGGUGGUAGGGGAGGAACUGUAAACAAAAGAUGUGCAAUAGGGCUUGGAGCAGCCCCAGGAAGUGCAUCAGGGCUCUGGGGAGCAGGUCCCUGCUGAGCCCAUAUGCUGUUGCUCUGGAUGAGGUUGGGCCUGCCUCACUUUCCAGGGUCUCUCUCCCCCAGCCUGGACCAGUGGUGCUCAUGGCCAAGGCCUGGUCUGCAGGGGUGCCAAGUGCCCCACCAGGUUGCAAGGCCAGGAAAAGAGGCAACGGGAGCAUUGCAGAGCUGGAUUCUGGCAGGAUAGCCUCUUCUGCAGCCAGUGGUCCCUAGAAGAGGGGGUGGGGCUGGUUCUAGGGCUUUCCAGCAUAGCCUGCCCUUCCUCCAGAAAGGCAGGACACCAGGGCCUGCUGAGACAGAUGUGGAGUCUCCCAGGUGUCCCAGAACUGCAAGCAGGGUCUGGGCUCCCACCCUGGAGGGGUGAGUCCUCACGAGAAGAACCUGGAGUAGCAUUGUGCCUGAAGCUCAGUGUGAACUCUGAAAUAUGCAACAGAAGAAAUAUAUCUCUAUCUCUCUAAGCUCAGCCUCUGUAUUUUCCCUCCCAGGUGUUGGGGAGCCUUUACUGUCAGGCUUUCUCCUAGAAGUCUUAGCCAAUACUUUGGCAGUUGUGGUGAGAUGGAGGUUUCAUUCCCCCAGGGUAUGAAUGCAGUUAGAAUCCAUCCUAGAGCCAGAGGGGACCCAGGAACCCAUUGAAUCAGCAUCCUCUUUUUCCAAGGGGUAAAUAAGCCCAGAGACGCUCACAGACUUGUAGUUGCCAUCCAGCAGGCCAAGGGAGAGCUGGGAUUGGAGCCCAGCAGUCCCUCCCCUGCCACUGGGCUGCGGCAAAUGUGGCUUCUUUCACUUAAGUGUCACCAGCGCUCACCCCGGCCCUCCUCACUCUUGGUUCUUUCCCAGCCCUGACUCACGGGGCAGCCUCAGGAACUGAGGUGGGCCCAGCCAGGGCCUGGUAGAGACCAUCAGGGCUUGUCCCCUUAGGGGCAGGAGCAGCAGUGCCUUGGGGUACUGGCCCUAGGAUCUGGGAGGGCUUGUGCUCGCGAGGGCUGUCCAUCCUCCCUUUGUCUCCUCCAGCUUUCCUCCCACGUCAAGCAGGGCUUGAUCUCAGUCCUGCACCAUAAUGUGGCUGGAGGAUGUAGAUCUCUGUGCUCUAAGAUCACCCUGUCAGACUGGUCCAAGUGCAGUGGAAGUUACAACUAAUUGAUUAUAGUCAGUUACAGAUUUCUUUUUUCAUUCUCCACUCCCACUGCUUCACUUGACUAGUCUUAAAAAAUUUAAUAAAAUAAAAAUUAAAAAAGAAAAUUCACCCUGUCAGCCCUGUUGGUCUGGGCAGCUCAGCUUGGGGGACAAAGGGCUCAAAUCUUGCCUGGGGCUGCCACAGGUCAAGUUCUCCUAGUCGCCAGGAGAGGGCGUCCCCGACCACCGGUAACAGCAAGAGGGUUUUGUUUUUGUUUUUUGACUGCUUGCCCUGUGCCAGCCACUGUGCACCGUAUCUCACUUGAAGCUCAUGACUCCAGCUGGCAGAACGGGACACAGCCUUAGAGCUCUAAGGUGCCUCAAGCGCAGAGACAGAGCGAUGCGGUGGUGGAAGAGGCUUCCGAACUAGUCAGGCGGACUCCAGAGCCAGGCUUUGUCACAUCAUCCCCCUGCCUUCCUAAGGGCCUGUCUGGGCAGGGGUCCAGGAGGGGGUUACAGGAAGAGCUCAAAUGAAAUGGUGUUUGAGUUCAGA
This is a messenger RNA of Choloepus didactylus (southern two-toed sloth), 4654 nucleotides long. RefSeq names its product xylosyltransferase 2 (gene XYLT2). NCBI's taxonomy places the organism in Eukaryota, Metazoa, Chordata, Mammalia, Pilosa, Megalonychidae. Bases 28 to 2625 code for a protein of 865 amino acids. The transcript is spliced from 11 exons. Gene Ontology annotation, cellular component: membrane. Gene Ontology annotation, molecular function: protein xylosyltransferase activity. The record is from RefSeq and is a predicted model, not a curated record. Gene Ontology annotation, biological process: chondroitin sulfate proteoglycan biosynthetic process; heparan sulfate proteoglycan biosynthetic process.